Molecule: messenger RNA, 2203 nt
Organism: Drosophila rhopaloa
Lineage: Eukaryota; Metazoa; Arthropoda; Insecta; Diptera; Drosophilidae
Product: protein gurken
Exons: 4
Coding region: 422-1345 (307 amino acids)
Biological process (GO): epidermal growth factor receptor signaling pathway
Molecular function (GO): epidermal growth factor receptor binding; receptor ligand activity
Source: RefSeq, a predicted model, not a curated record
UCUCUUUUCCGAAGUGCGCGCAACAAGACCUAAAAUCAAGGCAGAGCAGAGAAGAGCCCGCUUCCCGCGCUUGCUUAAUUAAUUAAUUUCGCCGAUAUAUAAAAUGAUUCACGAGCCAUUAUAACAUAAUUAUAAUGCUAAAGCCUUUUUCAGGCGACAUUGCUGCUCCAGUACGUGGGUCUAUAAUAAGCUUUUGGAUCAUGAAUUUUUAGUGCUAUUUUUCUUCGUGUUAAAAUCCACAAGGAGAUGCAAGUGUGUAGUAUGUUUUUGCUUCUGUUGCGACGCCAAAUUGCAUUUGCGGCCGGCACGCCGCUCGAUCCCUAGAUCGUUUUGACCUCCUCCUCCAUUGACUCAGUUUUCCUAGUGGUGGACAAUCGGUCCACCCACCCGUUUUUUUCGAAACGCCAGCCAGCGUUUUCCAAUGAUGCAAUUCCCAUUCACUCGGAUAUUCAAAGUAAUUUUCGUGCUCUCAACAAUUGUCGCCGUCACAGAUUGUUGUUCGAGCCGGAUCUUACUGCUCCGAGAGCAUACGCUAAAAAUUGUGCAGCAUCAGCACAGCCAUAUGCACGAGCAUGCACACGAGUUGCAGCAACAGAUCCAGGAGACAGCGGUUGAGUUGCUCAAUCAGCUGGAGCUACAGCGGAAGCAGCUGGAGGCCUCGGACCAGGAGGCGGCAGCUGACCAGUUGCACCCCGAAACCGAUCCCAAUCGGGGCACGGACAGUCAACUAUAUGAACAACCAAUCGAGGAGACCUCUGUGGAAGUGGAUGCUGACCAGGAAGCGGAUAUCGAUAUGCUCGGAUCCAGUACUGCAACCUGGUUGACCAUCGAAAGCAGCACACCACCCACGGACUCCAAGACAUCGACAGCAACCGCCACCGUAACUCACACAGGAGAACCGCCUCCUGACCAAAGCUCGUCCAAUCCGCCCGAUCUGAGCACAACCGUCGCACCUGAUAAGACAACGGAACGUAGUAAAGAGACCGAGAUUCAGAUGCUGCCCUGCAGCGGGGCCUACAACACCAGCUUCUGCCUCAAUGGCGGCCACUGCUUUCAGCAUCCGAUGGUGAACAACACAGUCUUCCACUCCUGCCUCUGCGUGAACGACUACGAUGGAGAACGGUGCGCCUACAAGAGCUGGAAUGGUGACUACAUCUACACCCCGCUAACGGCUCAGCGCAAGGUCCGGAUGGCGCACAUCGUCUUCUCCUUCCCCGUGCUCAUCAUUCUGUCGUCGCUCUACGUGCUCUUCGCAGCCGUUUUCAUACUCCGCAAUGUGCCGGAUUAUCGCCGGAAGCAGCAGCAACUUCACCUGCAUAAGCAGCGCUUUUUUGUUAGAUGCUGAGAGACCUCCGAAUAGGAGAGAUCCUCCUUUGGAUUUUGUUUUGAUUUGGAAACAAUUUUGGUUUCACCUAUAUACGCCUCUUUGUUGGAUGGCAAAUUCUUUUUGACCAUAUUUCUUUACGUUGCGCAGCGCAAAGUUAAUGCUUUAAUUUAUUGAAUACAUUUAGUGUACUUAGUAGGAUUUUCUAUUUAGUUGCAAAAGACGCACAAUUAGUAUUUGCUUUUCUUUAUCAUUUCUUAGUUUCGUUUGUUUCGCUUUUGAAGCUUUCGUUGGAGCUUUUGUAGUUUGUUUGUAGUAACAUUUUGUUACGUUAAAUUAACCAUUACGAAAUAUUAAGAAUGUACUUAGAACAUAAUCUUAGCGCUUACUCCAGUUUACCAGGACAAAUGAUUAUUUUUGUAACACUUGGUUACAUCAUGUAUAUUGAAAAGAAAAACUAUUUUUGUAGUGUAUUAAAGAAGAGGAACGGGACUCGACUCAAAACAGAACUAAAACAUUCAAAAAAGUGUUUCCUUUCUGCGGUUUUUCGUCUCUCUUUUUUUUCAGCCGGUCAAUAUGAGUGAAGCACGCUUUUGGGUUUUAUAUUUUAUAAUAUAUAUUUUAUCCAAUAUUUCGUCCAAAAAUUCUUUACAAAUUUCUUCGAACUUACAGUUAAAUGUAUAGUAGAAAUUAUUCAAAAAAUUCUCCUCACUUUUAUCAUUUCAUCGUAUAUGAUUUGUUGAUUCCUUUUAUCUAUCAAGAUCAUCAAUAUGAGAAUGGUAUGUAUGCGCAUGUGUGGUGGAUGUGUGCUUGAUGGGUGAUGGAUGUGUUUAAGGGGAUUCCCCCGAUCUGGAAUUCAGAGGCACCAAUAAAAAACUA